AUGGGAUUAGCGGCAACAAGAGUCAAGCAGAGGUUUGGGUUCGAUCCCAGAAACACGAACUGGUCGAAUGACACUUCUCGUUUUGGGCACAAGCAGCUGGAGAAGUUCGGGUGGAAGACUGGAGACGGACUGGGACUUGUAGCUCAUGCAACUACAACCCAUGUGAAAGUCACACUCAAAGAUGACACAUUGGGGCUUGGUGCCAGAUUGGCAAAAAAAGAGAAGGGUAUAGAGAGCGACUCUACUGGACUGGAUGAUUUCCAGCGGCUUUUGGGAAAGUUGAAUGGGAGAGAAGACGAAAUAAGCAAGGAACUGGAGAGAAAGUCCAAAGACCGGAUCAUCAAUGGAAGGUGGGGAAUCUCGUUCGUGAAGGGAGAGGUGUUACGGAGUACGUGGGAUAAAGAGAACAGGACUUUGAUUAAUGGCAAGCCAAUACCGACUGAGUCAGAGAUAAACGACAAGAAGAGAAGAAGAGACGAAGACAAGUCUGAGCGGAAAAGCAAGAAGGAGAAGAAGGAGAAAAAGAGAGAGAAGAAGGAAAAGAAAGACAAGUCUGAGAAGAAGGAGAAGAAAGAAAAGAAGGAGAGAAAGGAAAAGAAGGAAAAGAAGGAAAAGAAGGUUAAGUCAGAUGAGAAAGAAAAGAAGGAAAUCUCGUUGAAAGUGAAAGAGUCCGCGCCUUCCCAGGUUAUAUCCACGAGACUGGCCGCUAGACAGCGGUAUAUCAGGCAGAAAAGAGCUGCGGUGAUGGACGAGAAGGCCUUGAAUGAAAUUUUCAUGGUCAGGAGUUAG
This is a messenger RNA of Kuraishia capsulata CBS 1993, 789 nucleotides long. RefSeq lists its product as uncharacterized. The record is from RefSeq and is a predicted model, not a curated record. Bases 1 to 789 code for a protein of 262 amino acids. The transcript has a single exon. NCBI's taxonomy places the organism in Eukaryota, Fungi, Ascomycota, Pichiomycetes, Pichiales, Pichiaceae. Gene Ontology annotation, molecular function: nucleic acid binding.